This is a messenger RNA of Rhizophagus irregularis DAOM 181602=DAOM 197198, 6294 nucleotides long. RefSeq lists its product as uncharacterized. NCBI's taxonomy places the organism in Eukaryota, Fungi, Glomeromycota, Glomeromycetes, Glomerales, Glomeraceae. The record is from RefSeq and is a predicted model, not a curated record. Gene Ontology annotation, molecular function: microtubule binding. Gene Ontology annotation, cellular component: mitotic spindle; microtubule organizing center; spindle microtubule. Gene Ontology annotation, biological process: mitotic spindle assembly.
AUGACCGAAGUUGUCGAGAAGGUGCUUCUCGCAUUAAAGGGGAAUAACACGGACAAAAAAAUUGAAGCGAUUACAAAUUUAGAAGAUGAAUUAUUAGAGGAGACUCCACUGGAGCCACAAGAAAUUAAUCAGCUCGUACCAGCUUUGAAAGAUGCUCUCAAGGGCUCCCAACAGCAAGUUUCAUAUGCAGCACUGAUUUGUCUGAAUCCAUUUAUAUCUUUAAUAUCUGAAACACACCCUACAUUUCUUAAGGGUGUUGUUAUAGCUUUAGCAGCGGCAGUUAUAGAUAAACUAGGAGAUAAUAGAGACAAAGCAAGAGACGCAGCGUCAAAUGUUUUAUUGACUAUGUGGGAGACGGCCACGACGAAUGGUGGUAAUGCAAUUACAGGACCAUUAGCGACUAUAAUUAAAGAGACAGCUUACGGACAUAAACAAUGGAGAGUUCGCGAACAGAUUUUACAAUGGAUAGUGACAUCUACUAGGAGACGCUCAGAUUUUUCUAUAAAACAAUGGUUACCGUAUAUGGUAAAAUUAUUGGAAGACCCUCAUGAACAAGUGAGAGAAACUGCAAAAGACAGAAUAGUUUUACUUUUCAGUGGUGCAGCGACACAUGCAAAGUCAGAUCUUAAGCGCGAACUUGAGAAACAAUCAGUUCGUCCCGCAAUAGUAGAAUACAUAUUAUCAAAAAUGGGUUCUAAUGUUGAGAUAAGUGACGUUGAUGUUUAUCCUGAUAAUGUAACAGAGCCCACUGAGGAAGAUUAUAUGAGUGGUGGUACUCAGAAUGAAGAAAUACCGAAACCUAUGGAACAUGCUAUUAGACCUCCUAGUUCUGCUGAUAGUGAAGUUGGAUUAAUACAUGUCGAAAGUGCAAGAGAACUGGAAAAAGAGUUUCAAAACUUAUUGCCAACAUUCUCAGGAAAAGAAUCUGAACAAAAUUGGUUAAUUCGUGAGAAAGGGAUUAACAGACUAAGAUCUUUGACAAGAGGAGAAGCAUCACAAUAUCCGGAUAUAUUUAUAAAUGGGUUGAAAUUAAUUAUGGAUGGCAUUCUUUCAUCACUUGCAAGUUUACGAACAACACUUACAUUAGCUACAAGUGGAUUAAUUAAAGAUUUGGUAUCACACCUUAAAACAGCAAUGGACCCUUUUACUGAUAAUUUACUUGCAAGUUUAAUUAGAAUGGUUUCGUCAACAAAAAAAAUGGUAGCAAGAGCUGCUGCCAACUCUGCGAACGCAUUAUUGCAACAUUGUUCAUAUCAUGCUAGACUUGUAACUCAAAUUUGGCAUGCAAUGGAAGAUAAGAAUACUCAAUUACGAACUCAUGCUAUCGGAUUUGUGAAAACAGUUAUUCAAGCACAUGUUGAUCGAAGAGAUGCAAUGGAGCGAUCCGGUGGUGUAGAAUCACUAGAAAAAUGUGUUCGAAAGGGCUUAACUGAUGCUGCACCCAAAGUAAGAGAAGGAUGUCGUGAAGUUUUUUGGACAUUUUAUGAAGUCUGGCCAGAUAGAGGAGAAAAGAUUUUGAAAAAUUUGGAACCUGCAGUAAAAAAAAAGGUAGAACGCGAUCGAUCAAGAAAUAUUUCAAUAACAUCCUCACCAACGAUAACAUCAUCACCACCAAGACGAUCAAUAACACCCGCUCCAAGAGGUAGAUCUUCAAGUAUGGGUAAAUCAAGACGACUUAGUAUUCCACAAUCGGAUAGUAUUGCGAAUGACAAUCAAAUGCUAAAUGAUUCACCAAGAAACGUAAAAGAACCUCAAAAGUCUGCAAAGCCACAAGUAGCAUUGCGUUCAAAAUCUCCUGCACCACCUUCAAUGAGAAGUAAAUCCGCAAACAAUAUUUCGACAAUCAACAAUUCACCUACAAAAUCAUCUAUGAAGCCUUCAAGUUCUUCACAAAGCAAAAAAGGUUCGCCUAAUCCCCCACAAAUGCAACCCAGAGAGCUGACAAUUAUUGAACAAUUAGAACAUAGUGAUUGGAAUAUUCGACUUGAAGGAUUAUUUAAUGUGGCCCAAUCAGUAGUAAAAAGAUCAUUAGAACCAUCUCCAACAAACGAUUUCAAAAAAUCUGAUGAAGAAUUGUCUCCAGUAUUGCUAAAUAUGUUACAUGAUCCAAAUCUUAAAGUUAUCGAAACUUUUUUGGAUCCUAGUGUUAUUCCUGAAUUGGCAAGAGUUAUUCGUCUUGAAAAUUUAAUACCAAAGCUUUUAUUAAUUGUUAAUGACGAUAGUAAAUCGGAACAAUCGAUUUUAAUUCAAAAUCUUUUUCCUGGAGUGAAGAAUUCUAUCGGAAGCGAGUAUGCUCUUGGAGGUCUAAAUAAAUGUUUAUCAUUACUAAAUCCUGUAUUGACGCCAAAAAAAGCGUCUGCGGGACCUGUAUUUACAUUGCCACAAAAACGUAAAAUUUUGAACGGACUUCUAUUAUGGUUAAAUGAAAUAAUCGAACCAAAAUUAUCGAUUGUUGAAAAUGAGCAAGAGCUUACUGGAUAUUUAGGGGACUCUGAAAAAUAUAAACUUCUUACCAACCGAAUUAUUCCACUAGCAAAUAAUACCAAGGAGACAUCGGAGAAUUAUCAGCCUCUCAGCACGUUAUUGGUAAAUUUACAUAAAUUAAAUCCCGAUUCAUUUGAAACGAUCUUAUUUACUUUCGAUAACAAAAUAGUAGAUUUAGUAGGUAAUAUGGUUGGAUGGGAGGAAGAAUUAGAUGAAGCUGAAGAAGAAGUUUUAGCUGAGGAAGAAGCAAAGCUUAAGGAAGAACAAGAACGAGAAUGGGAACAACAGCAGUUAGAAAGGCGUAUGUAUGAGGAGCAAGUGAUUGCAGAACGGAAAGAGCAAUUAGAAAGACAACAACGUGAAAGAGAACUGAAAAAGCAACGCGAUCGUGAGGCACAAUUACAACGUGAACGUGAACUACAAGAACAACGUGAGCGUGAAAUACAGUUGCAAAAAGAACGAGAAUUGCAACAACAACGUGAACGUGAAUUACAGCAACAGCGAUUGCGUGAAUUACAACAGCAAAGACAAGAGCUCGAAUUACAAAAGCAAAAGGAGCGAGAAUUACAAAGACAACGUGAUCUUGAAUUGCAGCGACAGCGCGAAUUGGAAUUACAGCAACAGCGAGAGCUGGAAUUGCAGCAACGGCAACGCGAAUUUGAACUACAGCAAUUAGAAAUUCAAAAACAGCGCGAAUUUGAACUACAGCAAUUAGAAAUUCAAAAACAACGCGAAUUUGAACUACAGCAAUUAGAAAUUCAAAAACAACGCGAAUUUGAAGCUCAACAACAACGUGAGUUUGAACUUCAACAACAACGAGAGCUUGAAAUACAGCAGCAACGUGAAGCAGAAUUACAACAAUUACAACAACAGCGUGAAAUCGAAUUGCAACAGCAACACGAAUAUGAGUUACGUGAGCGUGAAUAUGAGAGAGAAAUGCAAUCACAUUUAUAUGCCCAGAGGCCUCCUCCAUUGCAGCUCCAGUCGUCAAAUAAAUUUCCACCUCAAGAUACCCGUAAAAAUAACAUAAAAGACAAUAUUAAUGAUUGGAUGGAAAAUCAAAGAGCACCACAUUUAAUGCAAAGAGAUGACUUACGAAAUCAAAAAGAAAUUUCGAAAGAACAAGAAUGGGCACGAAGAAACCGACCAAAAACUGCUGAACCUCAGUGGCCUGAUCCACAUGCAAGAGAUAUUGACAGAAUAAGGAGGACAAAAACUCCAACGAGAGAGAGUGAAUAUGAAAGGCGAAUGUAUAGAGACAGUGGUAAUUGGGAUGAAAGGGAAAGGCAUAUGUCUGAUGUAUAUGAAAAAGAUGAUAGAUAUGAAGAUAGGCGAAGAGAAUUUGAAUUGAAUGAGAGAGGUAGACGACCAGCAAAGGAUGAAAAAAGUCGAAUGUUUAGAGAAAAAACCCCUCAUAAGGAAAAUAGUUGGAGUGAAAGAGAUAGACGUAGAGAAUACGAAUACGAUGAAAAGGACAGGAGGGCACCCAGAGAAUUAAGGGAACAUGAAUUAGAUGGUAGGAAUCAACGAUUCCUAAGAGAUUUACGCGAAGAAGAAUGGGAUGGAAGAGAUAGACGUCCUUUCCCUAGGGGCUCUAACCAAAGCGAUUCAGAUGAAAGAUUAAAUGGAAAACGUUCGCUUAGAAGCUCAAAAUCAACUGAUUGGGAUGAUAAAGCUGAUCGACUUAUACCGAGAGAACGAGAUCUGAGAGAGAACGAUUGGGACGAAGUUAGUAGUCGAUCUUCUGGAAGAGAAAGAGAUUUAAGAGAUAAUGAUUGGGAAGAAAGAAGCGUUCGAUCAUUACCGAGAGACAUAAGAGAAAGUGACUGGGAUGAAAAAUCCAGUCAACCUUCUCCAAGGAGAGAUCAUGAAUGGGACGAUAGAAUGAAUAGACUUCGGCCGAAAGAGUCUAGGGAAAGUUUGGAAGGUAAAAAUACGAGGCCAUCCCCCAGAAUUUCGAAGGAGAAUGAGUGGGAUGAGAGAAGUUUAAAGGCAUCGCAGAAGGACCCACGUAGAAAUGACUGGGAUGAAAGAAAUAUUUAUCGUGACAAUGGCAAGACACCUGAACGAGGUUCUGAAUUGAUAAAUAAAGGUAGACGUAGGUCAAGAGAUAGUGAUUGGACUGAAAAUACAGAUAGACCAAGUGAAGGCCAUGAAGAAGAUGAAGAUACUAUAAGCGAGUUUGAUCUAAAUCAAUCUGAGAAAUUAAAUAUCAAAGAAAGAGACCAAAUGAAUAAACCAGCAGGUCGUAUUGUAUCGUUACCACCAUUACCACAUGAUUAUCAAGAGUUUGAUGAUAAGGAUCCCGAGCUAGAAAAUCUAAAGGAACUUGUAGAAAAACUGGAUAGAGAGGAAGAUAGUAUACAUGAGGAAAAUGUUCCGGAUAAUUUUGUUGACAUGACAAUAAGUCGACCAACGAGUAUCUUCAUUACCGAAGAUACGUGGGCUCAACUAGCGAAUACAUUGAAUGGUGGUAAUAUAAAUCCAUUAUAUUUGAAUCCCGAAGAACGAUUCAAAACCGAUAAUAAUGGAGUAGAUGCAAAAUUAGCACCAAUACAAGAAGUUGAAACUCCAGAACCGACGCAUAUUGAAGAAAAAUCCAAGUCCCUUGAUGAUGAUUCACUUCAAACAUCACCUCCCACUUCUCCAAUAAUUGAUUCACACGAUACAUUAGCUACAUCACCAAAACUGUCAAAUGUUUCAGAAACGGUUAUGGAACAACCUUCAGAGACAGUAUUACAAAAUACAGAUUCAGAAAUAAUAGAAGAAAUUUCAGCAACUGAUGUAUCAGUUGUUUCCCCGAAAAAUACUAUAUCUGUUCCAAAAGAAUCAUCACCUACUAAUAUGCCCAUAAACAAUAUUUCUGCAGUAGUUGAAGUACCAUCACCUGCAUCACCCGCAUCUUCUGUGGAUAGUGGUAAUUCUUCAAUAUUUGGUGCACGAGACAGAGCUUUAAGAAGAGCUCAACGUUUUAAUCCUGGGUCACCACUUCCUGGUGCUGCUCAAGAGAGACGUUUAUUGCUUGCGACAUUAUUGGCUCGCUUACAUGAUCACGAUACUGACGUCCAUUUAUUUCGCAAGCUAAUUAUAAUAUCCAAAGAGACGCCGUUAUCAAAUAAGGAAUUGGCGGAGGAUAUAUGGGAGAGUGGAGAUAGAUUUGUCGAGCUAAUCAAUGCAUUAAUGGGUUUCCUGAGUGAUUUAGAACAGCCAAAUAAUGAAUUAAAGGAGGGUGCAGUAAUUUUACUUGGACAAUUAAUUAAUAAUCAAUCAGAUUAUACCAGAAGUCAAGAAAGAGAUAUAUUAAGAGUCUUAUUAGAAUGUCGGGCUGAUCCAGCGGUAUGCGGACAGGCCGAUGAUAUUUUAGAUAAUUAUAUCCAGAUAGUAGAUGCUAAUGUCGGACUUUACGCAUUAAUUGAUAUAAUGGAAUCAAAUUUUUUUAAUACAUUCGGAAGUUCGUCGUUACCGAGUAGUAGCUCUCCACAAUUAGGAUCAAAGGCAAGCAUGAAAGGAUCUGCUUUUGUAGUUUUAUCAAAAUUGGUAAAAAGAUUUGAUAAAAAAUCGUUGGAAAGACAAGUUGGAAGUAUUGUGCCACUAACUAUCAAAGGGUUCAGCGAUCCAAAACCCGAAAUUCGAAAAUCGGUAGUCGAUGCACUUGUUGCAAUUUAUUCAGUAAUUGGGGACGAUAAUACAUUAUUCCAGUAUCUUGGUAGUUUAAACGCAGCUCAACAAAACCUUCUAAAUUAUUAUUUUGAUAAAAGUCGAAAACAGCAAAGAACCACGUCAUCACCUGGACGAGGAAUCCGAGUAUAA